This is a messenger RNA of Oncorhynchus tshawytscha (Chinook salmon), 9984 nucleotides long. Its product is annotated as plexin-A1-like. Gene Ontology annotation, molecular function: semaphorin receptor activity; protein binding. The record is from RefSeq and is a predicted model, not a curated record. Gene Ontology annotation, biological process: negative regulation of cell adhesion; regulation of cell shape; semaphorin-plexin signaling pathway involved in axon guidance. Lineage: Eukaryota; Metazoa; Chordata; Actinopteri; Salmoniformes; Salmonidae. Gene Ontology annotation, cellular component: semaphorin receptor complex. The coding region runs from base 432 to 6101 and encodes 1889 amino acids. The transcript is spliced from 32 exons.
CUACAUGCGGUAGGCGGCGACGCGACCAAGCAGACAGCGGCCGCGCGCAUUCCUGCGGCUCAGAACGAGGCUGACUUUCUAUCCGGAGCUCACCGCAUACCGCUCCAUUCAUGCUGUGAGAAGCUCAAGACUCGGAACUCGGAGCUUUGGACGAGUAUCGUGACAGCCGUGGAAAUGUCUGCAAGUUUAAGAUUUUAAUCAUGCUGAGGAAAACAAACCCCAAGAUCACAAUUAUCCGGCUGGCGGCCGAGGCGCUGGGGUUGAUGUUAUAGACGACAGAGCAGAGACACAGAGCCCAGAGGACGCCAGGCCAGCGCUACUCCACCGUCCCUCCCUUCCUUUAGCCUGGUGUAGGACAGCCACAGCUUCAGUAGAGGAAAAGGAACGCAGACACACACCCAGAAACCUCUCCUCACCUAGCAGAGCCCAACAUGACCUCCCACCCCACCCCACCCCUGGGAGGCCCUCUUCUUCCCUUCCUCCUCCUGCUGUCGGGGGUGUUCGCCACCACCCCCAGCGACCUCAGGUCCUUCUCCCCUCCAGAGGGGGGGCUCACACACCUGGUGGUCCACAACAAGACAGGUGAGGUGUAUCUGGGAGCCGUCAACUGGAUCUUCAAGCUGUCCAGCAACCUGACCAAGCUGCGCAGCCACGUUACAGGCCCUGUGGUGGACAAUGAGAAGUGUUAUCCCCCUCCUGGGGUCCAGUCCUGCCCCCACGAGCUGACCCAGAUCAGCAACGUCAACAAGCUACUGCUGCUGGACUACGGUCAGAACCGCCUGAUCGCCUGCGGCAGCACCUCCCAGGGGAUCUGCCAGUUCCUCAGGCUGGAUGAUCUGUUCAAGCUGGGCGAGCCCCACCACCGUAAGGAGCACUAUCUGUCCAGCGUGGCCGAGGCUGGCACCAUGUCUGGGGUGGUCAUCGGUGGAGACGCGGCCGGGGGCGGAGGAGAGGCUGGCAAGCUGUUUGUGGGCACGCCCAUCGACGGCAAGUCAGAGUACUUCCCCACGCUCUCCAGCCGCAAGCUGAUGGACAACGAGGAGAACGCCGACAUGUUCAGCUUCGUCUACCAGGAUGAGUUUGUCUCCUCGCAGCUCAAGAUCCCCUCGGACACGCUCUCCAAGUUCCCCGCCUUCGACAUCUACUACAUCUACGGCUUCAGCAGCGAGCAGUUUGUCUACUAUCUGACCCUGCAGCUGGAUACCCAGCUCACCUCACCCGACGCCAGCGGGGAGCAGUUCUUCACCUCUAAGAUCGUCCGUCUCUGCGUGGACGACCCCAAGUUCUACUCCUACGUGGAGUUCCCCAUCGGCUGCACCAAGGACGGGGUGGAGUAUCGUCUGGUGCAGGACGCCUUCCUCAGCCGACCCGGGACCAAGCUGGCGCGCUCACUGGGCAUCUCAGAGCAGGAGGAGGUGCUGUUCACGGUGUUCGCCCAGGGCCAGAAGAACCGGGCCAAGCCCCCCAAGGAGUCAGCCCUGUGCCUGUUCACCCUGCGCCGCAUCAAGGAGAAGAUCAAGGAGCGCAUCCAGUCCUGCUAUAGAGGAGAGGGGAAACUGUCACUGCCCUGGCUGCUCAACAAGGAACUAGCCUGCAUCAACUCACCACUCCAAAUAGACGAUAACUUCUGUGGGCAGGACUUCAACCAGCCCCUGGGGGGGACCAGUACCAUCGAGGGUAUGCCUCUGUUCGUGGACAAGGACGAUGGUAUGACGUCGGUGGCAGCCUAUGAAUACCGCGGCCACACUGUGGCCUUCGCCGGCACACGCAGCGGACGAAUUAAGAAGAUCCUGGUGAACUCUGUCAACCAACCUGCCAUGCUGUAUGAGAACGUGACGGUGAGCGAGGGGAGUCCCAUCCACAGAGACCUGCUCUUCAGCCCAGACCACCAGCACAUCUAUGCCCUCACAGACAAACAGGUGAGCCGUGUUCCAGUGGAGAGCUGUGAGCAGUACUCCUCCUGCAGCGGCUGCCUGGGGUCAGGAGAUCCCCACUGUGGCUGGUGUGUCCUCCACAAUGUGUGUUCCAGGAAGGAUCGUUGUGAGAGGGCUGACGAGCCUCAGCGUUUUGCCUCCCGAGUGGAGCAGUGUGUCAAACUCAGUGUCCAGCCUGGAAACAUCUCUGUCACCAUGUCCGAAGUGCAGCUGGUGCUGCAGGCCCAGAAUGUGCCUAACCUUUCGGCAGGGGUCAACUGCUCCUUUGAGGACUACACUGAGACAGAGGGACGCAUCUUUGGGGGACGCAUUUACUGCCUGUCCCCUUCCACACGAGAGGUCGCCCCCAUCACACGCAACCAGGGGGACAAGCGCACUGUGAAGCUGUAUCUGAAGUCUAAGGAGACAGGAAAGAAGUUUGCCAGUGUAGACUUUGUCUUCUACAACUGCAGUGUGCACCAAUCGUGUCUGUCAUGUGUCAAUGGCUCGUUCCCCUGCCACUGGUGUAAAUACCGCCACAUGUGCACUCAGAACGCCAACGACUGCUCCUUCCAGGAGGGCCGGGUGAACGUGUCAGAGGAGUGUCCCCAGAUCCUGCCAUCCGCCCAGAUCUACAUCCCAGUGGGGGUGAUGAAGCCCAUCACCCUGCUGGCUAAGAACCUGCCUCAGCCCCAGUCUGGACAGAGGAAUUACGAGUGUAUCUUCCACAUCCAGGGAGCCACCUACAGUGUCACCGCCCUGCGCUUCAACAGCACCAGCAUCCAGUGUCAGAGGACCUCGUACGACUAUGAGGGUAAUGAAAUCAGUGACCUGCCUGUGGAUCUCUCUGUGGUGUGGAAUGGCAACCAAGUCAUCGACAACCCCUUCAACAUACAAGCCCACCUGUAUAAGUGUUAUGCGCUGCGGGACAGCUGUGGGAUGUGUCUGAAGGCUGACCCCAGGUUCGAGUGUGGCUGGUGUGUUCAGGAGAAGAAGUGUUCUCUGAGACAGGAGUGUGCCCCACUGGACAGCAGCUGGAUGCACGCCACCGCCGGCAACAGCCGCUGUACACACCCAAAGAUCACCAAGCUGUUUCCGGAGACAGGGCCGAGGCAGGGGGGCACCAGACUGACCAUCACGGGGGAGAACCUGGGCCUACAGUUCAGGGACAUCCAGACAGGAGUGCGUCUGGGCAAGGUGCCCUGUAUCCCCAUCGAAGAGGAGUACAUCAGCUCGGAGAGAAUUGUGUGUUUGCUGAACGACGCCACAGGCUACCGGGUGCAGGAGGCUAACGUGGAGGUGUGUGUGAGGGACUGCCUGGCAGACUACAGGGCCCUCUCACCCCGAGCAUUCACCUUCGUGACUCCCUUCUUCACGCGGGUGCUUCCUGCCCAGGGCCCUCUCUCAGGGGGCACCAGAAUCACCAUCGAGGGCAACCACCUCAACGCCGGCAGCUCUGUGUCUGUCAACAUCGGACGCCACCUCUGCCACUUCAAAAAGAAGAAUUCCCGGGAGAUAGUGUGUGUGACCCCAGCAGGGUUGACCCCAGGCAGCACACCAGUCAUGGUGGACAUCGACUCUGCAGAGCUGAGGAACCCAGAGGUCAAAUACAACUACACUGACGACCCCACCGUCCUGAGGAUCGAACCCGACUGGAGUAUCGCUAGUGGUGGAACCCUGUUGACCAUCAGCGGUACUAACCUAGCCACCAUCAGAGAGCCCAAGAUCAGAGCUAAGUAUGGCUCUGCCGAGUCUUUCCAUAACUGCACAGUGUUUAAUAACUCUGUGAUGGUGUGCCUGGCCCCGUCGGUUUCCGACUCCGAGAGGGGCUUCUCAGACACGGGCAGUGGGCCGGAUGAGAUCGGCUUCUACAUGGACAACGUCCACGCUCUGAUGGUGGUCAACGAGACGUUCAGCUACUACCCCGAUCCCGUGUUCGAACUCCUCAGCCCCACCGGGGUCCUGGAGCUAAAACCCACCUCACCUCUAAUCCUCAAGGGUCGUAACCUUAUCCCUGCGGCCCCUGGUAACUCCAGGUUGAACUACACAGUGUUCAUCGGGGAGACCCCCUGUGUGCUAACCCUCUCUGAAACCCAGCUGCUGUGUGAAUGGCCCAACCUCACCGGACAGCACAAAGUCACGGUCCGGGUGGGUGGGUUCGAGUACUCCCCUGGUACUCUCCAGAUCUACUCAGAUAGCCUGCUGACCCUGCCCGCCAUCAUCGGCAUCGGGGGAGGCGGCGGUCUGUUGCUAUUGGUCAUCAUCGCUGUGCUCAUCGCCUACAAGAGGAAGUCUCGCGAUGCUGACCGCACCCUGAAACGCCUGCAGCUGCAGAUGGACAACCUGGAGUCCAGAGUGGCCCUUGAAUGUAAAGAAGCCUUUGCAGAGCUGCAGACAGACAUCCAUGAGCUGACCCAGGAGCUGGACGGAGCUGGCAUCCCCUUCCUGGAGUACAGGACCUACGCCAUGCGGGUCCUGUUCCCUGGCAUCGAGGACCACCCCGUGCUCAAGGAGAUGGAGGUACGGGUCAAGGAGGUCCAGGCCAACCAGGAGAAGGCCCUGACUCUGUUUGGCCAGCUCCUCACCAAGAAGCACUUCCUGUUGACGUUCAUCCGCACCCUGGAGGCGCAGCGCUCCUUCUCCAUGCGUGACCGUGGCAACGUGGCGUCGCUCAUCAUGACUGCGCUGCAGGGGGAGAUGGAGUACGCCACGGGGGUCCUUAAACAGCUGCUCUCUGACCUCAUCGACAAGAACCUGGAGAGCAAGAACCACCCCAAGCUGCUGCUGCGCCGAACGGAAUCUGUCGCUGAGAAGAUGUUGACCAACUGGUUCACAUUCCUCUUGUACAAGUUCCUAAAGGAGUGUGCGGGUGAGCCUCUCUUCAUGCUGUACUGUGCCAUGAAGCAGCAGAUGGAGAAGGGGCCUAUAGACUCCAUCACAGGAGAGGCGCGCUACUCCCUCAGUGAAGACAAGCUCAUCAGACAGCAGAUUGACUACAAGACCCUGACACUUCACUGUGUGAACCCGGAGAACGAGAACGCCCCCGAGGUGACGGUGAAGGGGCUGAACUGUGACACCAUCACCCAGGUGAAGGAGAAGCUGCUGGAUGCAGUGUACAAGGGCAGCCCCUACUCCCAGAGACCCAAGGCUGGGGACAUGGACCUGGAGUGGCGUCAGGGCAGGAUGGCCAGAAUCAUCCUUCAGGAUGAGGAUGUCACAACAAAGAUCGACAAUGACUGGAAACACCUCAACACACUGGCCCACUAUCAGGUGACAGACGGCUCAGUGAUCGCUCUGGUGCCAAAGCAGAACUCAGCCUACAACAUAUCCAACUCCUCUACCUUCACCAAGUCUCUCAGCAGAUAUGAGAGCAUGUUGCGGACAGCCAGCAGUCCAGACAGUCUGCGCUCCCGCACCCCCAUGAUCACCCCUGACCUGGAGAGUGGCACCAAGCUGUGGCACCUGGUCAAGAACCACGACCACUCUGACCAGCGCGAGGGAGACCGGGGCAGCAAGAUGGUCUCUGAGAUCUAUCUGACCCGUCUGCUCGCCACCAAGGGUACCUUACAGAAGUUUGUGGACGACCUGUUUGAGACCAUCUUCAGCACGGCCCACCGCGGCAGCGCCCUGCCUCUCGCCAUCAAGUACAUGUUUGACUUCCUGGACGAGCAGGCCGACAAACACUCCAUAUCAGACUCAGACGUACGGCACACCUGGAAGAGUAACUGUCUGCCUCUGCGGUUCUGGGUGAACGUGAUCAAGAACCCCCAGUUUGUGUUUGACAUCCAUAAGAACAGCAUUACAGAUGCUUGUCUGUCUGUGGUGGCCCAGACCUUCAUGGACUCUUGCUCCACAUCAGAACACAAGCUGGGAAAAGACUCGCCCUCCAACAAGCUGCUCUACGCCAAGGAUAUCCCCAACUACAAGAACUGGGUGGAGAGGUACUACUCCGACAUCUCCCGUAUGCCGGCCAUCAGUGACCAGGACAUGAGUGCCUACCUGGCUGAACAGUCCCGGCUGCACCUCAGCCAGUUCAACAGCAUGAGUGCCCUGCAUGAGAUCUACUCCUAUAUCAUCAAGUACAAAGAUGAGAUCCUGUCUUCGCUGCAGAAGGAUGAGCAGUCUCGCAGGCAGAGACUGCGCAGUAAGCUGGAGCAGGUCAUCGACACCAUGGCCCUGGCCAGCUGAGGAACGGCCCGCCACUGAGGGGCGGAGAGGGUAGCAGCCAGGCCUUCUCUCACUGACGCCAGCCCCUGACCCCCAACACAGCGCAUUAGGACUGCAAGGACACAAGCAGUACACUGGAGACACACCAGAGUUAGGCCUGGGCUCCGGCCCAUCCAAACAACCCUUCAUUUAUAAACAUGUAACGCCUGUCACCCCGAGAAAGUGUCUUAUCAUAACGGUCUUCAUCACUGGUUUCAGUUUUUCUUCCGUGUUGAUCCAUCUACCCACAGCCUAGACUGUGAAGCAGCUGGCUAAAGAGGGGGGCUAUGGAGAAAGGACUUCAUGUAUAUAGCUCCCCUCUCAAUGGAAGCUUCUGACGUGUCAGCGACUUCAUCAACUUUCAUGGACGUCAUUUUGAUUUUCAGAUCCUUUUUUUUUGUUGUGUGAUUUAGCUUUAGAUUUUGUGUUUUUAUCAACUACCUACUCUCUCCAGUGGUGUGUUUUUAUCAACUACCUACUCUCUCCAGUGGUGUGUUUUUAUCAACUACCUACUCUCUCCAGUGGUGUGUUUUUAUCAACUACCUACUCUCUCCAGUGGUGUGUUUUUAUCAACUACCUACUCUCUCCAGUGGUGUGUUUUUAUCAACUACCUACUCUCUCCAGUGGUGUGCCACUUGUGUUACUGCUGAAUUUGCACAAUUUACAAAAAAAGCUAAAUCAAAAGAAGAGGAUAUAUAAAUAUAUAUAGAUAUAUAAAUACAACUUCAUUUUUAAAGAAACAAAUGAAAAUAGUCAAAGUUUUCCAUUUUAAUGUACAGAAUACUUUGAAAGAAAAGGAUUUGAUAUUUCAAAGACUGAACUAUGAAAACAAGAGGAAACCUUGUCCUGUGCCAUGUUUUAUUUGAAUGUUGUUUAGUGCAAAGACGUUUUCUUUAGAUCAAAUGUGCUAUGAUUAAAAUGUUGUCAUGCCUCGUGACUGAACAGUAAAAAAAAAGAAAAGUUAAAUGACAAAAAAAAAUAGAAGAAAAUCAACAAAUCGUAAAGUUUUGGGGCCUUUCCUGUCUUGGGAGAACAUAUGUUUUAAUAGUCCUGGAAAUACCGUAGCUGUUUGGUGUUCCGGUAUUUAACACAACCACAGUGCUAUUGUGGCUUUUAGAAAAACCAAAGGCUCGGUUUUGUAUACCACUCUGGUGAAAGAAAACAGCCUUCUGUGUUAGCCACCUGGAUGAGCAGCCCUCUUGGUUGCUCCCAUGACCAUGCACACCUCUGUGCACAGGCUCCAGACCACAGUGAAGUAGAUCGCUUUAGUUCUGGGACCUCAAGGUUUUUUGGAAGGCAAAUAUCAUGGCUUACAGUACAGUGAUGUUGCGGGCUUUGCUGUACAACAGAAGUCAGACACCACAGAAGGAUUCAUUGGACUUUAGCACCGCGCUAAAUGUAGCAAAGGUUUAAUUCACCCACUACCCUUUUAAAGGCUUCAUGAAGUUCCACCUGCUGUCUCUCCUCAGGUUCCUCAGAUACUGUAGAUCACUGUGUUAGAGUUACAGUCUUACAGACUGUCAUGGUGGACACUGAGGAAGAGGUUUGCAGACAAAGAUGAGAGAAGUUCAUAGGUAAAGCUUUGAGCGAGCGAAGGGUAAUCCCUCAUGAUUUGAACCCCACAUGAGAGCAAGUACUGUCACUCUAGUGACUUCAACAGUUCUAUUUUAGUGUAAUUAAAUAGAUGGUUUCUUUUUUAUUGUUGAUCUGUUGAAGUGGUGAAAGUUGUAUGAGUUUGUGUGUUUGUACUCUGCAGCAAUCAAACAAUGGUUAGUGCUGGCAGAGUGGAUCUCCCAGGGUUUCCCUUAUGUUCCGUAACAGCAUCUGUGACGAGCGUCAUCCUACCGGAAAAAGAGGAGUUUUAAAGCGCCAAGGAAGGUGCACAUUCAGUGUUGUCUUUUCUUUGUUUUUCAGUCUGCUGUGAAGAUGAAAAAAACAGUGAAAAAUAUGUUGAAAUGCAAACACCUGUGAUGUGUGACAAGAUGAUGAGAUGUAGCUCAGUCUUUGUGAGUGUUUUUAACUGGGCGAAGGUUUUUGUUUCCUCAGAAAUCUGAUACUUUUGUGAAAUGCAUUGUCUCCCUUUAACAUGUUACACCGAUUCCCUUUCGGUCAUGUACAAAAACAAGAAGCUUCAUUCCUUUCCCUUGUCCUCUGAGAUUAGAGAUACAGUAUCGCUGGCUAGAAGAAAGACACAGAUACAUUUUUGAGAAACUUCUGAAAUAUUUAGGUCAGUUCUCCAGUGAGAGCCGUGUGGAUCACACAGACUACAGAUGUGAUAUGUAACCUUCCAUCCCAUCCAUCUAUCCGAGAUCAGGAUUCAACAAAUGUGGUGGGAUUUAAUGAAAAUGAAAAGUCUCUCCUAAAUGUAUUUACUUAAAAUGUUUUGUUUAAUGUGAUAUUCAAAUUCCUCCUAAUCAGUUGGGAGUAGGACUUCAUAACACAUCCUUUAUUUUAUUAGACAUUUACAUUUUCUGAAAAUAUAUGGAUAUUUAGUAUUCAUGUUUCACCUCAGUGUCCUGCAAGGCUGUUACUCUCAUCUUCCUCCUCUCUUGGUCAUCCUCCAAUAAGGACAACCUCUCCUUUCCAGCUCAGGCCAGCUCAGGCCUGUCCUAGUGUUGGCAACUCAAUGAAGUUCAAUACCGCACCCUACAACCAAUCCCUCCCUCCCCACCCGACCAAACACAUAGGGCUGGAAUCGCUGUAUGUACUGUGCUUGAUAUCGGAGAGCAGGGCAUACAGACUAGUUUAUGAAAUUCUUAACUUAAACAGAGUUAUAUGCUGAUUACUGGCUUUUUCCAAACCAGAGAAGGUAGUGGAGGAUCGGCAUUGACUUGACCACUUUUCUGUUCAUUCACCCUAUUUGGGAUGGUUUGAGAUAUUUUUAAACUGCUACUAUGUUCUUCUGUUAAGCAUCUUUUAUUCCCUGAUUGAGCACAUUUGUUUAGUGGAUGGAAAAUGUUGCUGUGUGCUGCCUCCCUCCCGCCACACACACUAGGCUUUGAUGACUGUGAUUGUAAAACAGCUGGUUGCAUUUUAAAGUCUCAGGAUGGUUCUCCUGCUUUGAUGUCGUUUGGCUCUUCUGUUAUUUAAGUGAGAGGUUUCUGAUGAUGAUGAUGAUUAGGAUCUUGGGGGGAGAUUAUGGAUACGUGUAUAUAAAACGUUAUAUUGUAUGUACUGGGGCAGUUGGUCUCAUGUUUUAUUUUUAUGUUAUUUUAUUUUACUAUGCUACUUGUUGUGUGAAGAUGACAAGAAAGAGGCUUCGCUACAGAACUCCUUUGAAGAAAACGGUACUUGUUUUGUCUCGUCUCCCUGCCGUAGUGAGUUGGGUGGAAGAUGGAGAGGAAAGCCAGAGGGAGAGAUCCAGAUGCUGUUUGAUGAACACAGAGCUUUCACUUUGCACAUAGUGCCUUGUCAGCUCCCCCUCCCCUUCCCACAACCCUCUACGACCCCUCCAUUACCCACAAUCCACCACCUUACCAUGCCCACUCAAAACACUGUCACAGGUUCCCCACUCUGCCGCCACACCAGUGAACAACUUCUAUCCUUGUCCUCCUGAUUCCCUCUUUUGGUUUGUUUUAAUUAUGGCAUAUUGGAAAGCAGUUCCUUUUUUCAAAGUACAUUUCAAAAGGCUUAGGAGCAUACAUUAAAAUACGUAGACACAAAUUUAAGAAAAAAAAAUAGAAACUAAAGAGUUUUAAUACUUUAUGAAUUCUGAUACCUUUUUAAGAGUUUGAGACUUGAAGCAACUGUGACAGGUUGGCUGUUUCACGCUUGUGUAAAUAUUCUGCUAUUUCCUAUUUUGCAGAUUUAUUACUUGUAAAUAAACACGCAUCAAGGAGAGAUUAAACAUUUUUUGCUAAAUCUG